AAUAAUAUCAAGGCAAUAGAAUGCUCACACUUUCCACCGAUGGACCAUGCUAAAGCGUUUUGAUCGGGCUACUUUUAACCGUGGCUAUGCUGAAGUGGUGCAUCCAGUUGUUAGGCCUAGCCCGGAAUCCUGGCAGAAAUCAGUUGACAGGACCUUCCAUGGAUGACAAAUCCAAAAGAAAGGAAGUAGAUGCUGCUUCCAUAUCAUUAGACUUGAGCAUGCAGUCGAAGGAUAUUUUCGUGAGGAUAGUUCAUGCAGGCGGUCGUGAGGAGCUGUACCAGAAUGUAGUUCCUGCAUCUCAGUUGAUGGAAAAGUAUCCUGGUUUGUGCGUCGCCCGCCCAGAAGUGUUCAAAAAUCCGCAGGAGGCCCUUUUACGGCCAGAUGAGAUUCUGUUGAUUGGUAAGAAGUAUUACAUGAUACCAUGUACUACAGCGCAGAAAAUUAAGAAAAAACACCAAAAGAAAUUGAAGGCCAAAGAAGCUGCUGAAGGCAAAGAUGAGGCUCCGGAUGGGAAGAACACCGUGGAUUCAGGAGGUUCCGACACAGAUGAUUCUGUUUGCUCCGAUAAAGAAUAUUAUGUCUCCAAGGAAAGAUGGUCAAAAUGUUUACGGAGAAAAGGUUUCAGAGGAAAGAAGCCUUUUGUUCCCCCACUUCCGAGGACAAGAUCAUGUCGAGGAAUAAAUUGGGAGCCAAGUCUCACUUCUGUGCAAGAGCUUUCUCCAUGAUUUUCUGUAUGCUGUUAACCUGGCGUUCGGAUUCUGCUACGUGGUUAUAUUGCUACUGCAAGUAUGUUUUUGGUUCCAUGAAAAUUCUGAGAGAGAUUUAUCAAAAAUUUUAUACACCGUAAUAAGUAAUGUACCGUUUUUCCAGCAAUAUAUUCUAUUUUCUAUAUCAGACUGCUCGUGUACGAUAAUCAUAGCAGUUUCUUUCAACAACUUUCCACUGUCAGAUUCGUUGAAUAUAUUGAUGUUUCCCUGGAAAUAGAAGAUCAGUUUUGUCAC
Messenger RNA from Malus domestica (apple), 1001 nucleotides. RefSeq lists its product as uncharacterized. The record is from RefSeq and is a predicted model, not a curated record. Lineage: Eukaryota; Viridiplantae; Streptophyta; Magnoliopsida; Rosales; Rosaceae.